This is a messenger RNA of Dama dama (fallow deer), 3313 nucleotides long. RefSeq names its product solute carrier family 27 member 1 (gene SLC27A1). Gene Ontology annotation, biological process: phosphatidylcholine biosynthetic process; phosphatidylethanolamine biosynthetic process; long-chain fatty acid import into cell. The transcript is spliced from 13 exons. The record is from RefSeq and is a predicted model, not a curated record. NCBI's taxonomy places the organism in Eukaryota, Metazoa, Chordata, Mammalia, Artiodactyla, Cervidae. The coding region runs from base 159 to 2099 and encodes 646 amino acids. Gene Ontology annotation, cellular component: mitochondrial inner membrane; plasma membrane. Gene Ontology annotation, molecular function: long-chain fatty acid transmembrane transporter activity; long-chain fatty acid-CoA ligase activity; fatty acid transmembrane transporter activity.
ACAAUGCAAUUGCAGCAGGCCCCAUGAGGCUGCAGAACCAGAAGCCCCAAGAGGAGGUCCUCUGUCUUGGCCUCACUGUCGGUGCCCGCCUCCUGCCUGAGCGUCUGGGAGCCCACGACCGAGCAGCCAAAGCCUGAGGAUCUGUGAACGGCUCCAGGAUGCGGGCUCCAGGUGCAGGUUCGGCUUCCGUGGCCUCUCUAGUGUUGUUAUGGUUGCUCGGACUGCCAUGGACCUGGAGUACGGCGGCGGCGCUCGGCGUGUACGUAGGCGGCGGCGGCUGGCGUUUCCUGCGCAUCGUCUGCAAAACCGCGAGGCGGGACCUCUUCGGUCUCUCUGUGCUGAUACGCGUGCGCCUGGAGCUGCGGCGGCAUCAGCGCGCGCGCCACACCAUCCCGCAGAUCUUCCAGGCGGUGGCUCAGCGGCAGCCCGAGCGCCUGGCGCUGGUGGACGCGGGCAGCGGUGCGUGCUGGACCUUCGCGCAGCUGGAUGCCUACUCCAACGCUGUGGCCAACUUCUUCCUCCGGCUGGGCUUCGCGCCGGGCGAUGUGGUGGCCAUCUUCAUGGAGGGCCGGCCUGAGUUUGUGGGGCUUUGGCUGGGCCUGGCCAAGGCAGGUGUGGAGGCCGCGCUGCUCAACGUGAACCUGCGGCGGGAGCCCCUGGCCUUCUGCCUGGGCACCUCGGGCGCCAAAGCCCUGGUCUUCGGAGGGGAGCUGGCGACGGCGGUGGCGGAGGUAAGCGGGCAGUUGGGCAAGAGCCUGGUCAAGUUCUGUUCUGGUGACGUGGGGCCUGAUGGCGUCUUACCGGACACCCAACUCCUGGACCCAGUGCUGAAGGAGACCUCCACAGCCCCCCUGGCACAGCCCCCUGGCAAGGGCAUGGAUGAUCGACUGUUCUACAUCUACACAUCUGGGACCACGGGGCUGCCCAAGGCUGCCAUCAUCGUGCACAGCAGGUACUACCGCAUCGCGGCGUUUGGGCAUCACUCCUACAGCAUGCAGGCCGCAGAUGUGCUCUACGACUGUCUGCCCCUGUACCACUCCGCAGGGAACAUCGUGGGCGUGGGUCAGUGUCUCAUCUACGGGCUGACGGUGGUCCUGCGCAAGAAGUUUUCGGCUAGCCGCUUCUGGGAUGAUUGCGUCAAGUACAACUGCACGGUGGUCCAGUACAUCGGGGAGAUCUGCCGCUACCUCCUGAAGCAGCCAGUGCGCGAGGCGGAAGGACGGCAUCGUGUGCGCCUGGCAGUGGGCAACGGGCUGCGGCCGUCCAUCUGGGAGGAGUUCACGGAGCGCUUCGGGGUCCGCCAGAUCGGCGAGUUCUACGGGGCCACCGAGUGCAACUGCAGCAUCGCCAACAUGGACGGGAAGGUCGGUUCCUGUGGCUUCAACAGCCGCAUCCUGCCCCACGUGUACCCCAUCAGGCUGGUGAAGGUCAACGAGGACACCAUGGAACUACUGCGGGACGCCCAGGGCCUCUGCAUCCCCUGCCAGACCGGGGAGCCCGGCCUUCUCGUGGGUCAGAUCAACCAGCAGGACCCGCUGCGUCGCUUCGAUGGCUACAUCAGUGAGAGCGCCACGAGCAAGAAGAUCGCCCACAGCGUCUUCCGCAAGGGUGACAGCGCCUACCUCUCAGGUGACGUGCUGGUGAUGGAUGAGCUGGGCUACAUGUACUUCCGGGACCGCAGCGGGGACACCUUCCGCUGGCGCGGGGAGAACGUCUCCACCACUGAGGUGGAAGGCGUGCUAAGUCGCCUGCUGGGCCAGACAGAUGUGGCUGUGUAUGGAGUGGCUGUGCCAGGAGUAGAGGGCAAAGCAGGCAUGGCAGCCAUCGCAGACCCCCACGGCCAGCUGAGCCCCAAUGCACUGUAUGAGGAACUGCAGAAGGUCUUGGCACCCUAUGCCCGGCCCAUCUUCCUGCGCCUCCUGCCCCAGGUGGACACUACAGGCACCUUCAAGAUCCAGAAGACCAGGCUGCAGCACGAAGGCUUCGACCCACGUCAGACCUCGGACCGGCUCUUCUUUCUGGACCUGAAGCAGGGCCACUACCUGCCUCUGGACCAGGGUGUCUACACCCGCAUCUGCUCAGGCGCCUUCGCCCUCUGACACUCCUCUGUUGGCCUGAGACUCCGCGCCAGGCCCAGCGAGCAAGCAGGGCUGCAGCCAGACAGCCCUGCCCCGCCCUGGGGCAGAGAAGCCGGAUUGCAGGAGGAGCCCUUGUUUCCCGCAGCCUUCCUCCUCCUCUCCACCAGCUGGCCGCCCCCGCCCGUCUUCCACUCCCGUGUCUGUAUGUCUGUCUGUCUCUGCUCCCUGCUUCUGGGCCUCCCCGCUGUCCCUGAUUGCCUCCUUCCUCCAUCUCUCCUCCCCUGCCCACUUCCUGCCAAAAGUAGAACAGACAUUUCUGGGAGCUGCGGUCUGUGUGGGCCCCACAGCUGUCCUGGGGGCCUCUGCGGGUCCUCCCCACUGGGUGGGAAACCCAGAGUGGGGCCGCUCCACCUCCCUCUCAGCUGUGCCUUAUUAACAAACCCCACCCAGCCCAGCCCUCCCUAGGCCGCUGGAUUCCAGGGCUUUGUAGCCCUGUGGGAGCUCCAGGCAGCCCCUCCACCUUCCUUGCUGAAUGAGGAGCUAGGCAUGGUCUGCCUGGACAACCUGGGUUCAAGGGGGCCUUGGCCCGGGGCCCUCCAGGUCAGCAGGGUGUCUCUGCCCAGCUGGGCCAGUUGCCUUUUGCACUUCCUGUCCCUGCUGGCUCUCUCUCCUCUUGCCUGCCUUUCCUGAUGCCCCAGAAACUUCUGGAACUGAUUGUGACCACUUGGAUGUUGCUCCUGCCGGAGGGGACCUGAAGAUGACCCUGAGUGGCUGCUUGGCCCACUGCUCAGAUGCUUACCCUGGAGGAGGCCUCUUGGGGACCCCACCUGCUGUGGCUGCUGGCAGGACUCAGGGGAAUGGCAGCAGUGGAUUUGGGGGAGCCUCCAGGUCAGGGGUGGCCUCAGAUGCCCUCAGGGGUUCCUGCCUAUUGAAUGUUCCCCUGACCUUGCUAGUGACAACUUGGACCCUUGGUUGGUGACAUCCCAAGACCACCCCGCCAGGACAGCCCGGACAUUCCCAUCAGCUUCGUCGGUGGCUCAUCCCAGACACCCAUCGGUGGGGGUGGCCACCCAGACUGCCCCCCGUCCCUCCCUCUGGCAGCACCGUCCGGCAGCUAGAACAGUAAGGCCAGUAGCAAAUGACCCUGUGCUGUUUCGCAUGGGCCUUUUCAAGCACUGAGGUUUUAUUUCCUCAUUGAGUUUAAGAAAUAAACCUGCAGAGCAUUUGGUGCCUGA